AUGCCAUUUGCUUCAUGGUAUGUACGAUAUAAAGAUUCAAAGCGAUUUGUACCACAAGCUAUUACUGCUGAGCGUUUUGGCUACAGUAAACCACCAGCUCAUUGGCAUCAUCAAGACGAUGAUGUAAGCAUCAGAAACCAUCAAUUUACACUGUGGAUCCAUGGUGCUUCAGUGGGAGAGUGUUUGUCAGCUUUACCGCUCGUAGAAUUGGCUUUAAACCAUAAAUUCGACCACCUCUUGACUCCGUCCAGUUGUGGAAUGAAGAAAAACUAUGUGCGGGUGCUAAUAUCGACAAGUACAACUGCAGCACGAGAGGUAAUUACUGAUCGGUUAAAGAAGAAUCAAGACGCCACAUGCGUCUUGGCUCCUCUCGACCACUUGGAGUGUGUUCGGAGGUUUUACGAUGCCUGGAAACCAGAUGUGGGAAUCUGGAUCGAGUCAGAAAUUUGGCCAACCCUCAUAACCGAAGCAGCGCAAAGAGGUAUCCGCGUUGGCCUGCUGAAUGGUCGAAUGUCAGCUCAGUCGUUCCGUUUGUGGCAAUUACCGGGACUGCAUGAGUUUUCAAAGAGUAUUGUGGGCAGAUUCUCAUUGGUACUUUGCCAAGACGAGCAGAAUGUAAAACGUUUUGAGCACGUUGGAGUACGAAAAGCCUACGCAGUGCCAAAUCUCAAGUUUGCGUCUUCACGUUUGACAGGCAACGAAAUUGCGCUUACUGCUUUACGACAAUCAGUCGGGUCGCGACCAGUGUGGGUUGUAACGAGCACUCACGAAGACGAGGAGGUAAUGAUGGUGAGAGUGCACAGAGAACUCUCCAAGCGGUUAUACACCGAUCAGCGCCUACUCACCAUAAUCAUUCCGCGGCAUCCAAGUCGGACAUCUUCUAUCGUGGAGCAACUUCGCAACCAGUUUUCUGAGCUUGCAGUCGGGUUACGCUCCAGUGAUAGCUUGCCAACGAACACGGUGGAUGUUUUCAUUGUAGACACGAUUGGUGAGACCAACUUAUUUUUCAACAUAGUUUCUACUGCAGUGGUUGGAGGUUCCUUCGUGAAGCGUGGUGGUCACAAUCCAAUUGAACCGUUGCAAGCAGGUUGUUAUGUGCUUAUGGGCCCUCACAUGGAAAAUUUUGCCGACAUUCUCCAACAACUGCAGCGUCUGCCGGCAGUAUCAAGUUCGCUUCGAUCAGUGUGCAAUCCACAAGAGCUUGUUGCAGUUUUGGACACUCGUUUUAAUGUUGCUCAAAGGAGUGAUGGGGAUGCCACGUCAGGCACUUCCUCUGACACCGACCUGCAAAGUGAGCUAUUACGAGCGAUGGCAGAUAUUGCAGUUUCAACACUCUCGCUGCACGAAGCGCGGCUAAUCAAUUGGCUAGGAAAAUAG
This is a messenger RNA of Peronospora belbahrii, 1377 nucleotides long. The record is from the annotation of a GenBank genome assembly. Lineage: Eukaryota; Oomycota; Peronosporomycetes; Peronosporales; Peronosporaceae.